Messenger RNA from Durusdinium trenchii, 387 nucleotides. The record is from the annotation of a GenBank genome assembly. NCBI's taxonomy places the organism in Eukaryota, Dinophyceae, Suessiales, Symbiodiniaceae.
AUGGUUUCUUUCAAGUUCUCGCUGCUUCUUCUGGUGCAGCAGCUGCUGGCUAAUGCAGAGACGUGUUACAACGAAGAUGAGUUGAGCUAUGAGGUGGACCUCUUUGAGACUGCUAUGAAACAGGAAGGUCCUGAAGCAGCCCUUGCGCUUCUUCAAGUCAAGAAGGAGAAGACUGAGAAGACCGAUGCAGAUGGGCAGUGGCGCCGCGGCUGGCAUAACGGCUAUCGUCACUAUGGCUGGGGGCAUGGCUAUCGCGGUGGCUGGGGCGGCUGGGGCGGGCUCGGGGGUGGCAACGGUGGUUGGGGCCGCGGCUCUGGGAGCACUUGGAUUCGGCGUUGCGGUGGCCGCGGCUGUUGGUAUGAACGGGUCCCGCAGCGUUAUAGGUGA